Messenger RNA from Arvicola amphibius (Eurasian water vole), 1575 nucleotides. RefSeq names its product REST corepressor 2 (gene Rcor2). Gene Ontology annotation, cellular component: transcription regulator complex; histone deacetylase complex. Gene Ontology annotation, biological process: negative regulation of DNA-templated transcription; regulation of transcription by RNA polymerase II. Gene Ontology annotation, molecular function: transcription corepressor activity. The transcript is spliced from 12 exons. Bases 1 to 1575 code for a protein of 524 amino acids. The record is from RefSeq and is a predicted model, not a curated record. Lineage: Eukaryota; Metazoa; Chordata; Mammalia; Rodentia; Cricetidae.
AUGCCCUCGGUGAUGGAGAAGCCCAGUGCGGGCUCCGGAAUCCUGUCCCGAAGUCGGGCCAAGACGGCACCCAACGGCGGACAGCCGCACUCGGAGGAUGACAGCAGCGAGGAGGAGCACUCGCACGACAGCAUGAUCCGUGUUGGAACCAAUUACCAAGCAGUAAUUCCGGAGUGCAAGCCUGAGAGCCCUGCACGCUAUAGCAACAAGGAGCUGAAGGGGAUGUUGGUGUGGUCACCCAACCACUGCGUAUCAGACGCCAAACUUGACAAGUACAUUGCCAUGGCCAAGGAGAAGCAUGGCUACAACAUUGAGCAGGCACUGGGCAUGCUUCUCUGGCACAAACACGAUGUGGAGAAAUCGCUGGCUGACCUGGCCAACUUCACCCCCUUCCCCGAUGAGUGGACGGUGGAGGACAAGGUGCUGUUCGAACAGGCCUUUGGAUUUCAUGGCAAGUGCUUCCAGCGGAUCCAGCAGAUGCUACCUGACAAGCUGAUUCCCAGCCUGGUGAAGUAUUACUACUCUUGGAAGAAGACCCGAAGUCGAACUAGUGUGAUGGACAGGCAGGCCAGGCGGCUGGGUGGCCGUAAGGACAAAGAAGACAGUGAUGAGCUUGAAGAGGGACGAGGGACUGUGAGUGAGGGAGAGCCAGAUCCUGGAGACCCUAAGCGAGAGCCUCUGCCAUCCCGACCUCUGAGUGCACGGCCUGGUCCUGGGAAGAAGGAGGUUCAGGUGUCUCAGUACCGCCACCACCCGCUUCGAACUCGGAGACGGCCACCCAAGGGCAUGUACCUGAGUCCUGAAGGCCUCACAGCGGUGUCGGGAAGCCCAGACCUCGCUAACCUCACACUCCGAGGUCUCGACUCACAGCUCAUCUCUCUUAAGCGCCAGGUUCAGAGCAUGAAGCAGACCAAUAGCAGCCUCCGCCAAGCACUGGAGGGUGGCAUUGACCCUCUCCGCCCCCCUGAGGCGAAUACCAAGUUCAAUUCCCGCUGGACCACAGAUGAGCAACUUCUGGCUGUACAAGCUAUCCGUAGAUAUGGCAAAGACUUUGGGGCUAUUGCAGAGGUGAUUGGGAACAAGACACUGACCCAAGUGAAGACCUUCUUUGUGAGCUACCGUCGCCGCUUCAACCUGGAGGAGGUGCUGCAGGAAUGGGAGGCUGAACAGGACGGGGCCCCUGCAGCUCCAGUCCCUAUGGAAGAGGCCAGGCGAGGGGCUCCUGUGCCAGCCCCAGCCCUAGAAGAAGAUGAUGAGGUCCAGAUUACAUCUGUCUCAACAUCAGUACCCCCCCGAUCAGUACCCCCUGCACCGCCCCCACCUCCACCACCCACCUCACUUUCCCAGCCACCUCCACUGCUGAGGCCACCUCUGCCCACAGCUCCCACAUUGCUCCGCCAGCCACCUCCCUUGCAACAGGGCCGCUUCCUGCAGCCCCGGCUGGCCCCCAACCAGCCCCCACCGCCUCUCAUCCGCCCUGCCCUGGCUGCCUCUCGCCACAGUGCCCGCCCUGGUCCUCAGCCUCCACCUACCCUGAUUGGAGCCCCCUUGGAGCCCCCUGCACCCUCAAUUUGA